CUCGACCAAUGAGGUCCCUGUUUUCUUGAUAGCGGCUAUAAAACACACGCUAAAUGUUUAAUUGGACGGAUAAAGGCAUUGCAAACACAAGAUAUCGGGCUCGUAAUCGCACAAGUCGUGAACCUUUCCUCCCUUAAUUUCUGGGCCUAUCAACGAGUCAAGUAACCUUAUGGAAGGCGCUGAGCAGCAAACAGUUCAGUCACCCCGUCAAGGCUUUUCCAUUGCAGCCCUGCUUGGGACGACAUCGAGACAACAGCCCCAUAGACCGAAGCCAGAAAGAGCACUCCAUGGGCAGCUGUAUUCUCAGGAAUAUCAUCCACAUUCUUUGAACAGGAUGAGUAGUUCUUUCGAUGUUGGUCCUCCAAUGCAUCUUCCACGAACCCUCUGGGAAUCUUUACCAGAAGCACGAGGAAUCGCGCACCAGGGAACAUCAACCAACAUAGUUCAACUAGAUCGCACUCGAGAAAGAAGAAAAAGCAAAGAUAGUUCAAAGAAAAGAACACGAACUGCUUUUACAAAUCACCAAAUUAAAGUCCUGGAAUCAGAAUUCAAAUCCAGCAGAUAUCUCACCGUUUCGCGACGAAAUGAACUGGCAAAGUUACUCGAACUGAGCGAUAACCAGAUCAAAAUUUGGUUUCAAAAUAGGAGAACGAAACUAAAGCGCCAAAUUGCUGUUGAUAUCGCAUUUUCUAUGUCUCUUUCUGGACAUUUUUUUCCGUGUCAUCCAACUAUGCAUACCGACAGCCAUUGUCCUCGUUGUGUUUUUAAGAUGCCGAGUUGGCGGAACUAUUCUUCUGGCGCUACUAGUUUUGAUGGUCCAUUUUGUCAUGAAGCUGGUUUUUCUUCUAUGAACCCUCAAAUGCCACUAACGUUAUGAUGCAACAGAAGUCGCAGAGUUAGUAAGACUUGAUAUGACAUCUACAGUGCUGGAAAUUAACUACUGCAGCAAAAACUAUGCUUCAGAUGACUAGAGCUUUUAUACAGCUGCCAGUUUUUAAUAAACUGCUUCAGAGCCGGUAUUGCCCUUACCGGGGCGUAUUCAGAGUGGUCCUAGAGUGGCUGUGAUCUCUUUUCUACGUGCAUGUGGCUUUGGAAAGAAGGGAGGGAGGGAGGGAUGAUAAGUUUGUGGAUUUCGUGUGGAGUAUCCCUCCUCAUGGUAUCCUAGAUACGCCUCUACGUACCUUGAGUAGUUACACACUUCAUUGGCCUUACUGAGAUCGCUGAUAUGGUGCAUUGUGGUCUAUCUUGGGUACAGACAUCUUUCGUUCAUCAAACAUUAUAUGGUGUUUGUAUCGACGCUAGACCGCCACAAUUUAUCUUGUUUGUCAAACAAGCUUAUGAAUUUCACAUUAUAAAUGGUGUUUGCUAGAUAGUUCACCGACUGCUUGCAUUAGCGCUUAGAGCUGCCGUGCAUUUUACAACAAUGAGGAGCGAUACGUCAGUAUUAAUGCCCCUAUGGCUUAUGUGUCCAAACAGAAGCACUGGAGAUGGUAACACCGGACCGGAUCACAAGAUCACACACAAGAUCCACCUACACAGCAUUAGAAAUCCAUAGAACUUUUCUGAUAUGCAAACAUGAUCCAUUUACUGAGGUAUUUACUAUAAAACUUUAAACAAAAUUUAUAACACCGAUAAAUAGGAUAUCAAAUAACAAAAAAUAACGUCACUUAUUAAGCUCAUAAUAAAUAUAUUUUUGUAAGAAGCUGUAGUCCAAAAUAACCCUUUCUGAUUGUUUACAUAUUCCACUUUUCUUAUUGGUUAAAAAAACAGCUGUUUACUGGUCCAAUCAACAUGCGCCACAGGGUUCCUUGCAACAAUUAAACCAUUUUGCUUAAA
Messenger RNA from Actinia tenebrosa (Australian red waratah sea anemone), 1836 nucleotides. RefSeq lists its product as uncharacterized. The record is from RefSeq and is a predicted model, not a curated record. Lineage: Eukaryota; Metazoa; Cnidaria; Anthozoa; Actiniaria; Actiniidae. Gene Ontology annotation, biological process: regulation of DNA-templated transcription. Gene Ontology annotation, molecular function: DNA-binding transcription factor activity, RNA polymerase II-specific; DNA binding.